This is a messenger RNA of Medioppia subpectinata, 1242 nucleotides long. NCBI's taxonomy places the organism in Eukaryota, Metazoa, Arthropoda, Arachnida, Sarcoptiformes, Oppiidae. The record is from the annotation of a GenBank genome assembly.
AUGUUAUUUUGGGCCAUAACUCGUCCCCUAAGAUAUCGCACUUAUAUUAGUAAAAGGAGAUUAUUUUGUUGUAUUUCAAUCAUAUGGUUCUGUUCGGCCGCCAUAUCAUUCAUCCCGAUCUUCACGGGUUGGUAUCACAGCGAUGGCGUCACUAACAUCUUCCUCAUCGAAGACGUCACCGACUGUUCACUUAAGGUGAACAAAGUGUAUGCAACGAUAUCAUCGUUGACGUCCUUCUAUCUGCCCCUUCCGAUCAUGUUUUACGUGUAUUUCCGUAUAUUAUUGGUCGCUGAGAGACAGUCGCGAGAAAUAAAACAAUUGGAGAUUUCGUUAAACCAAAACGGGUUACUAUCGGAAUCUGACGCCACGUCUGCCAAUAGCGACACAUUUGAUGCUAAAAGACAUGUCGAGCGAACGUAUUGUGUAUAUUGUGAAGUCAGUUAUGAGAUCCGGACUGGCAUUACUUGGUUGGGUGCUCUCAAUCCAGCGAUUUAUGCAUAUCUGAACAAAGAGUUUAAAACAGCGUUCAGACGGGUGUUGUGUUGUAUGCCUCGUAAUAUGUAUGAGGGGGAUAGGGAUGCGAUGAUGGAUGAGAUAUCGACCACAAGCAGAUCACUGCAGAGGAAUAUGGAUCGAUUGCACGUGAACUUCGAUCUGCCCCUAACACCACAUCUAAUGUCGCGGACUCCAAGCGCAACACCUGAUACAACCCAUUGGCCAAUCAUUACCAACAAUUCACUUCCCAUAUCCUCUGAACAGAGCAGAAAUCCUUCAAUUAGUACUCAUUCCGAUCGCAAAACGGACGACAAGAAGAAGUGAAUACAAUCUAUUUUGUGCUCUUAUUUUGCAAACAUAAUGUUCGUUAAAAGAUGGUAUGGCUUGAAAAGGGAUCAACACAAAUGCAUUACACUUUAUUAUAAGGUAAUAAACACAUUGAUUCGUUGCCAUUACAUGUGAGUUACAUGAAGUCACAAACAGUGAAAAUCAAUUUGACGGCAAACACAGGCCCAGCAGUGGAUCUCUUGUGUAUUUCAAAAGUAUAAUAUUAUUAAAAUGAAAAUAUGUGAAAUCAAUUGUUAAUGUAAUCCUUUACUGAGAAAACUCCCGAUCAUUUGUAACAACAGUUUUAUACAGAACUGACAGUAUGUUUGAUAAGACGAAGAAAUUCUUUAACUUAAUAUCUGAUAUGCAUUUCAAUCAUCAGUUUUCCAAAUUUGACUGAAUGUUGUGAAUGACAUACAC